Molecule: messenger RNA, 1708 nt
Organism: Salvelinus fontinalis (brook trout)
Lineage: Eukaryota; Metazoa; Chordata; Actinopteri; Salmoniformes; Salmonidae
Product: anoctamin-5-like
Exons: 12
Coding region: 245-1708 (487 amino acids)
Biological process (GO): chloride transmembrane transport
Cellular component (GO): plasma membrane
Molecular function (GO): chloride channel activity; protein dimerization activity
Source: RefSeq, a predicted model, not a curated record
CACUCCCCUUUAAUAUGUAUCGUGGAUAGAGAAGCAGUAUGAGUGCAAUCAUAAUAUGAUAGGAUAUGUCAAGACAAUUUUGGGCUAUUCUUUCAGCCAAUGAAUGCCAGAAUCGUUGAUUUUGGUGUGAAACCCAAGCCUCAAACUCAAAUACAGUGGAUCGAGGAUCGAGUCGUGGGGUGGCAUCCUCUCUCUCCGUCCUCACUUUCCUGAAAAAGCAACUCCUUUCUUAUAGUCGGUGGAGAUGAGAAGAAUAACGGGAAAGGCAAGGGAUGAAAUUUUGAUCGAAAUGAAGAGCGCAAUGGACUCCCAGAUUGGAGAUGGCCCUGCUGUGCUGACAGCAUUCAGGAUGAAACUAUUAACAGAGGAAUGUAAUGUCCACAGUCUUAAUAACUUUAUAGAGGACGGAGGUACACAGCUACCUGGACACACAGAGACUGACAGACUACAGCAGAACAAAGACACCGUGUUCUUCAGGGACGGGGUUCGCAGGAUUGACUUCAUACUGUCCUACCUAGAUGACAAGGAUGGAGAGAAGAAGCAGGAGAGGAGGAGGGAGUUUGAGGCCAACCUUAAGAAGGCUGGACUGGAGCUUGAGACUGAGGACAAAUUGGACUCGGAUGAUCUGAAAACGUACUUCCUGAAGAUCCACGCCCCGUGGGAGGUGUUGGCCACCUACGCUGACGUGCUGAAGAUCAAGGUUCCCUUUAAGGAAAGCGACAUCCCCCACGGACAGGACGUUCCACUGGAGUGGCUCUCCCGACCGUUCCGCCUGCCAGAGAAGGUGAUGCGCCCACAGCCUGACUACUUCACCUCUCCAUUUGAUAAGGACAAGAUAGACUUCUUCCUCAUCAAAAACCAAGACACCUUCUUCCCCCCCUCUACACGCAACAGAAUAGUGUACUACAUCCUGUCUCGCUGUCCGUACUAUAAAGAGGACCGCAAGGAGACAGACAAGAAAGGUAUCAAGCGGUUACUGAACAACGGGACCUACACCUCAGCCUUCCCACUUCAUGAUUGUCGAUACUGGGAGAGGAACACAAAUGAGCAGUGUGAGAGCGAACGCUACCACCUCUAUAAGAAUUGGGCUAGGUUCCUCUGUUUCUACAAGGAGCAGCCCCUCAACCUCAUCAGGAAGUAUUAUGGGGAGAAGAUUGGGAUCUACUUUGCCUGGCUGGGCUUCUACACAGAGAUGUUGUUCUUUGCUGCGGUCAUGGGGGUCAUAUGUUUUAUCUAUGGUGUGCUAAGCUACGAUGACAAUUUAACAAGUAAGGAGAUCUGUGACCCCAGCAUUGGAGGGAGUAUUGUGAUGUGUCCGCUGUGUGAUAAGAAGUGUAGUUACUGGAAGCUCAACUCCACGUGUCUCUCAUCCUGGCAAUCCCAUCUGUUUGAUAACGAGGGGACCGUGUUCUUUGCCAUGUUUAUGGGGAUCUGGGGUAAGUGUCUGUCCACUCUGUUGUUACUGUAUUUAACCUGUUGGAGAAUUACACACGUGGUGUUUGUGGUGAAGUUCUUUGUGGCCUGGCUGAUCCCGGAUGUGCCAUCCGAGGUGAAGGCUCGGCUUAAACGGGAACGUUACCUCAUCCAGGAAUACCUGCACAACUACGAGGUUGAGAAGCUCAAGAUCCAGCUGAGUCAGAGUUUUAUCAUUGAACCCAAACCUGAGGUCUGCACUGCCACCGACAAGCAUGAUGUGUUAUCUGAGUAG